Messenger RNA from Phalacrocorax carbo (great cormorant), 7726 nucleotides. NCBI's taxonomy places the organism in Eukaryota, Metazoa, Chordata, Aves, Suliformes, Phalacrocoracidae. The record is from RefSeq and is a predicted model, not a curated record.
GCUGCUGUAAAGCUGAACCCUUAGAGCAAAGGGUUCUUUUUACCUACCAUGUAAGUUUUACAUAAGUUUACAUAAGUUACAUAGAGUCUACUGCAGGUAUUUAGGUUUAAAAUACAUACAGGCCUCCAAACAACACAGAAGGUCUUCUCACAUUUUUGCAUGUAUUUUCUUAAUUAUUAUUUACUUUUGCUUACGCUUAUAUGCUUUAAUCAUUUCUCAAGAGAUCUAUUAAAUUCAGCAUGUUAAAUGCGGAACCUCUAAUACUUAGUGUAAAACGCACUUGUUCCAGAGCACAGCUGAAGGGGGAGCACUUAAACUAUUUUUGAAGACUGUAGGUAUUUUUGUCAUUAAACGGUGAGACGGAGGCAAACUAAAAACGUUUACAAACAAUUAAGUUCGAAAAAUUAAAAGUAAAAAAAAAAAAAGCUGUCAUGAAGUUUAAUCCGUUGGUAUACCAAAAGGCAGAUGUGACGUGUCUUGAGUACUGGAGUUGUGCUUAAUGUUCAUGUUGCUUACGCUUAUUCUUGCCUUGGUUACUUAUGAGAGACUUAACACGCAGCUUUAGAAUAAAACAACAACAAAAAAAAUGUGCACUCGUUUUUCCUCUGUGCCCUUUCUGCUACUGGAUUUCACUCGCGAGGCUUUCUUUGGGCAGCAACACAGAACUUGGUGUCAAUUUGCAGGUACUUUUUUUUCUCAUAGCCCUCAGUGGCUAGUCCGUCACAGAUCCACCCAUAGACUUUCUUCACUGUGAAGCAGCUAUUCCCUGCCUCCUCUUCCUGCUAGCAUUUCAGUCCAGAAGUUAAGGAGUUUGAAGCCUGAGACUUCCUUGAAUUUCUUUUGUAACAAUCGACGCUUAGUCAAGACUGGAAACAAUGCUUCGGGUGAUUGUGGAAUCUGCUACCAAUAUCCCUAAAACCAAAUUCGGGAAACCAGAUCCUAUUGUUUCUGUUAUUUUUAAAGAUGAAAAAAAGAAAACAAAGAAAAUUGACAGUGAACUUAAUCCUGUUUGGAAUGAGAUUCUGGAAUUUGACUUGAAAGGAAUUGCUCUGGAUAAUUCAUCUUCCCUGACAAUUAUUGUGAAGGAUUUUGAAACAAUUGGACAAAACAAAUUAAUUGGCAGUGCAUCCGUAGCACUUAAGGAUCUUGUAGGUAACCAAAGCAGAUCUUUUCCCUUCAAACUCGUACCUCUGCUGAAUGAAAGGGGACAGGAAACUGGAGCAACAAUUGAUUUGGUAGUAGGAUAUGAGCCACCAGCUGGACCUUCAAAUCCAAAUGAUCCAGGAGGGACCAAUACACAAGAAGAUGGAGAAGAUGAUGGAGGUUAUGAGGAUGGCGUGGACGGUCCAGUUGGUGGUAUCACGCCAACGGUUCCAAGUGGCACGAAGGAAGCCCAGCUAGCUAAACGCAUCACCAAAGGAAAAAAAACACGGAGAAUCCUUUCUAACAAACCACAAGAUUUCCAGAUUCGUGUUAGAGUCAUUGAAGGUCGUCAGUUGCCUGGAAAUAACAUAAAACCGGUAGUCAAGGUUCAUGUUUGCGGUCAGACACACCGAACAAGAAUCAAAAGAGGAAACAACCCAUAUUUUGAUGAAAUAUUUUUCUACAAUGUCCACAUGACUCCUUUAGAGUUGCUUGAUGAAACAGUUAGCAUUCGGGUGUAUGAUUCUUAUUCUCUACGAGCAGACUGUCUAAUGGGAGAAUUUAAGAUUGACAUUGGCUAUGUUUAUGAUGAGCCUGGCCAUGCAGUCAUGAGAAAAUGGCUUUUGCUGAGUGAUCCUGAAGAUACAAAUUCAGGAGCUAAAGGCUAUAUGAAAGUCAGCAUGUUCGUCCUGGGAACUGGAGAUGAGCCACCAGUUGAAAAAAGGGAAAGAGAUAAUGAAAGCGAUGAUGUGGAGAGCAAUCUGUUAUUACCUGCUGGAAUUGCACUUCGAUGGGUCACUUUCGUUCUCAAAAUCUACAGAGCUGAGGACAUUCCACAAAUGGAUGAUGCUUUUGCACAGACUGUCAAGGAAAUAUUUGGAGGAGAAGCAGACAAGAAAAACCUGGUAGAUCCAUUUGUGGAAGUUUCUUUUGCUGGGAAAAAGGUUUGCACAAAUAUAAUUGAGAAAAAUGCUAAUCCAGAGUGGAAUCAAAUUAUUUCUCUUCAAAUCAAGUUUCCCUCGAUGUGUGAGAAAAUAAAACUUGCAGUUGUUGACUGGGAUCGUCUUACAAAAAAUGAUGUAGUAGGAACAACAUAUUUAAGUCUCUCAAAAAUUGCUUCUUCUGGAGGAGAAGUUGAAGAAUUUUCAUCUUCGGGAACAGGGGCUUCAUCAUAUGAAGUAAAUACUGGAGAAACUGAAGUUGGCUUUUUACCAACAUUUGGACCUUGUUACCUAAACUUUUAUGGAAGUCCAAGAGAAUACACUGGAUUCCCAGACCCAUACGAUGAAUUGAACUUUGGAAAGGGAGAAGGAGUUGCUUAUAGAGGGAGAAUUCUGCUUGAACUGUCUACAAUACUUGAAAGCAAACCUGUUAAUAAAAAGUUAGAGAUGAUCCCUAAUGAUGACUUACUGGUUGUUGAGAAAUACCAGCGCAGGCGGAAGUUCUGCUUGGCUGCUGUGUUUCAUUCUGCUACCAUGCUGCAAGACACUGGUGAGCCUAUCCAGUUUGAAGUUAGCAUUGGCAACUAUGGCAACAAGUUUGAUACCACCUGUAAGCCUUUGGCAUCAACAACUCAGUACAGUCGUGCUGUUUUUGAUGGUAAUUAUUAUUACUACUUGCCAUGGGCAAACACAAAGCCAGUUGUAACACUGACUUCCUUUUGGGAGGACAUAAGUCAUAGAUUGGACCCUGUGAAUGUAAUCCUAAACAUGGCUGAGAGAUUGCAAUCCAACUUAGCCACCUUAAAAUCAGGAAUGCAGACUAAAAUUUCUGAAAACCGAUUAGCUGAGAUGUGGUUGAAGCUAAUUGAUGAUCUUACAGAAGAUAUAAGUAAACCAUUUCCCCUCAUAGAAGGCAAAUCUAAUAUCACAGUCCUUGACACUCAGAUAGAAAAACUGCGCCUCAAGUCUCUCAAACAGAUUGGAGAAGCAGCAGCAAGGAUGAGAAACGAAGCUACUGAUGUGAAAGCCACUCUGACAGAAAUUGAGGACUGGUUGGAUAAAUUACUGCAACUGAGUGAAGAGCCACAAAACAGUAUGCCUGAUGUAAUCAUAUGGAUGAUCCGAGGGGAGAAAAGACUGGCUUACGCUCGUGUUCCUGCACACCAAGUGCUGUAUUCCACAACGAGCCCCGAAUCAUCUGGUAAAUAUUGUGGAAAGACCCAAACAAUCUUCUUAAAGUACCCACAGGACAAGACAAAAGAUGUCAAAAUGCCUGCAGAGUUGCGAAUUAACAUUUGGCUUGGGCUCAGUGCAGUUGAAAAGAAGUUUAAUAGCUUUGCAGAGGGAACGUUCAGUGUUUUCGCAGAAAUGUAUGAAAAUCAGGCUCUUCUUUUUGGAAAGUGGGGUACCUCAGGCCUUGUUGGUCGCCACAAGUUUUCCGAUGUCACAGGAAAAAUCAAACUGAAAAGAGAGUACUUUCUACCCCCAAAGGGCUGGGAGUGGGAAGGAGAAUGGAUGGUUGAUCCUCAAAGAAGUUUGUUGACUGAAGCUGAUGCGGGUCAUACUGAGUUUACUGAUGAAGUAUAUGAAAAUGAGAGUCGCUAUCCUGGAGGGGAAUGGAAAGCAGCUGAAGAGAGUUACACAGAUGUGAAUGGAGAAAAAGCUCCACCACCAUGUGAGUUCACGUGUCCUCUUGGAUGGAUGUGGGAAGAUGAUGCUUGGAAAUCCGAUUUAAAUCGAGCAGUGGAUGAGCAUGGAUGGGAAUAUGGAAUUACUAUCCCCCCAGACACCAAACCAAAGUCAUGGGUUGCUGCAGAGAAAAUGUACCAUACACAUCGACGACAGAGACUGGUGCGGAAGCGAAGGAGGGAUCCAGCUCAAGCGGUAACAGCAGGAAGGGGAAUGCCAUCGUAUGAAGACCAAGAAGGAUGGGAAUACGCUUCCUUGAUUGGCUGGAAAUUUCACUGGAAACAACGCAGUUCUGAUACUUUCCGUCGAAGACGAUGGAGACGAAAAAUGGCUCCAUCAGAGACACAUGGUGCAGCAGCUAUCUUUAAACUCGAAGGUGCUUUGGGAGCAGACACUAGUGUCGAUGACGGAGAAGGGAAGAGUUCAGACAAAACCAAGGAGUCAGCUACAAGGGUGUUUGGUGCCAAUACACCACUUGUUUCCUGCUACUUUGACAGAGUAUAUACUUACCACCUUCGCUGUUACGUCUACCAGGCAAGAAAUCUCAUGGCUUUAGACAAAGACAGUUUUUCAGAUCCGUACGCUCAUGUUUCUUUCCUCCAUCAAAGCAAAACAACUGAGGUCAUUCAUUCAACACUAAAUCCUACAUGGGACCAAACUCUCAUAUUCAAUGAAAUUGAGAUCUAUGGGGACCCACAGGCAGUAGCCCAAAACCCGCCUAAUGUUGUUAUUGAACUUUUUGACAGUGACCAAGUGGGUAAAGAUGAAUUCCUUGGAAGAAGUGUUUGUUCCCCAAUGGUCAAGUUAAUCCCAGAAGAGGACAUCACACCAAAACUGCUCUGGUAUCCUGUGACAAAUAAUGGCAAAGCUAGUGGAGACAUUCUUUUUGCUGCUGAACUUAUUUUGAGGGACAAGGGUGGUGCCAACCUUCCAAUUCUUCCAUCACAGAGAGCACCAAAGCUUUUCAUGGUACCUCAAGGAAUCAGACCAGUAGUUCAACUCACUGCUGUUGAGAUUCUGGCUUGGGGGUUGCGGAACAUGAAAAACUACCAACUGGCACCUGUUAUGUCUCCGAGUCUCAUUGUGGAAUGUGGGGGUGAAAUGGUGGAAUCUGUGGUGAUCAAAAACCUCAAGAAGACACCAAAUUUUCCAUCUUCUGUUCUCUUCAUGAAAGUUCUUUUGCCAAAAGAGGAGUUAUACAGCCCGUCUCUUGUUAUUAAAGUAAUAGACCACAGAUCAUUUGGACGGAAGCCCAUUGUUGGACAGUGUACUAUUGAUUUACUGGAGAACUUUCGCUGUGACCCCUACGCUGCUAAAGAAGACAUUGCACCACAACUAAAAGUUAGUCUACUGUCUGCUGCACCUCGCCAGGAUACGGUAAUUGAAAUGGAAGACACACAGCCACUGCUAGCAGCUCAGUGUUUAAGCAGUAUGUCAACAGCACUCAGCAAAAUGGCUUCUCCAACAACAGUGCAUCUUACAGAAAAGGAGGAAGAAAUUGUUGAUUGGUGGAGCAAAUUUUAUGCUUCGGUAGGAGAACAUGAAAAAUGUGGACAAUAUAUUAAAAAAGGAUACGACACUUUAAAGGUGUAUGACUGUGAAUUGGAAAAAGUACCUGAAUUUAAUAGCUUAACAGACUUCUGUGAUACAUUUAAGCUAUACAGAGGCAAAUCUGAGGAUGGCGAUGAUCCGUCAGUGGUUGGGGAAUUCAAGGGAUCCUUUAAAAUCUAUGCAUUACCUGAUGACCCCACUAUUCCAGCUCCUCCUCGCCAGUUCCGUGAGCUACCAGACAGCGGGCCUCAGGAGUGUAUUGUGCGAAUUUAUAUUGUUCGAGCUUUGCAGCUUCAACCCCAGGAUAAUAAUGGGCUGUGUGAUCCUUAUAUAAAAAUAUCCCUAAGUAAAAAAGUAAUUGAAGACAGAGAUAAUUAUGUGCCUAAUACUCUCAACCCAAUUUUUGGCAGAAUGUAUGAACUCAGCUGCUUCUUGCCUCAAGAAAAGGAUCUGAAAAUUUCAGUCUAUGACUAUGACACAUUGACUCGUGAUGAAAAAGUGGGUGAAACCAUCAUUGAUCUUGAGAACAGAUUCCUUUCUCGUUAUGGAUCUCACUGUGGCAUCCCACAGCAAUAUUGCAUUUCAGGUGUGAAUACCUGGCGUGAUCAACUAAAACCAACCCAGAUAUUGCAAAAUGUAGCCAGGUUUAAAGGCUAUGCUCCUCCUGUCCUCUCUGAGAAUGGUAGAAAGAUUAACUACGGGGGACGAGACUAUACUUUGGAGGAAGCUGAAGCUAACAAAGUUUUGCAUCAGCAUCUCGGUCCAGGUGAAGAGCGGCUAGCCCUUCAUAUUCUCAGAACCCAGGGUUUGGUACCUGAACAUGUGGAGACAAGGACCUUGUAUAGCACCUUCCAGCCCAACAUCUCCCAGGGGAAGCUUCAGAUGUGGGUUGAUGUUUUCCCUAAAAGCUUAGGACCUCCUGGCCCGCCCUUCAACAUCGCUCCCCGAAAAGCCAAGAAGUAUAUCUUGCGGGUGAUUGUCUGGAACACCAAAGAUGUCCUUCUGGAUGAAAAGAGCAUCACAGGGGAAGAAAUGAGUGACAUAUACGUGAAGGGGUGGAUGCCUGGUAAUGAAGAAAAUAAGCAGAAAACUGAUGUUCACUACCGAUCACUGGAUGGUGAAGGGAACUUUAACUGGAGAUUUGUUUUUCCUUUUGACUAUCUCCCAGCAGAGCAACUCUGUGUAGUUUCCAAAAAGGAAUAUUUUUGGAGCCUUGACAAGACAGAAUUCAGAAUCCCACCCAAACUGAUCAUUCAAAUAUGGGAUAAUGACAAGUUCUCCUUGGAUGACUAUCUGGGCUUUGUGGAACUUGAUUUACAUAAAACAAUCAUUCCAGCAAAAGUCCCAGAGAAGUGCAAUAUAGACAUGAUUCCAGAAUACAAGGCAGGCACUUCUCAGAAGGCUCCCAGAACUGCCUCUCUCUUUGAACAGAAAUCCAUGAAAGGAUGGUGGCCAUGUUAUGUGGAAAAGGAUGGCUCCCGUAUUUUAGCGGGUAAAGUUGAAAUGACAUUGGAAGUUGUCAAUGAAAAAGAAGCUGAGGAAAGGCCAGCUGGUAAAGGAAGAGAUGAACCCAACAUGAACCCCAAACUAGAUCUACCGAACCGACCAGAUACUUCCUUCCUUUGGUUUACAAAUCCCUGCAAGACAAUGAAAUUUAUUGUGUGGCGCAGGUUUAAAUGGCUCUUUAUAGGCCUUAUCAUCUUGCUGAUUUUACUCUUGUUUGUAGCAGUACUCCUCUAUUCAUUGCCGAACUAUUUGUCAAUGAAGAUCGUGAAACCAAUUUAAAGAAGAGUUUUUUACCUCAUCUUUUUAAAUAGUAAUGAGGUUUUGCCUCAGGCUGUGGACCAAAUUCAGCAAGGCUCUCCAUCCUUUUUAUCUGCUAGUAUUUGGAACUGUAAAAUAGAUAAGUAAGAAUUUAACCAAGGUUAGCCAAGGUUCAAGGGGUCAUGACAGGUGUUUUUAAAAAGCAAAGGAUAAACUCCUUCAUGUUUCAUGUACAUUUUUACUUCAGUAGUUUCUAUGCAUGGUAAAGGUCUGACUUCCUUGCUUUUAAACUAGAUUUUUCAUAAAACUCUCUCAGGAGGCUGCCUGCCUCAGGAGGCUAUCUCUGUUUUUUAAUGAACACUUCCUUUUAAGAUUUCCUUUCUACUGGGCACACUUUGAAACUUUGCAUUUUAACUUAAUGAAAAACAAGCACUACUUAUAAUUAUGUAUACCAAAGAAACCUCACAAUGCAAUCAAAGAAGGGUCAGGCAUUUCUGGGAAAGUUUCAUCAUGCUGCUUAAAAUUCUUCGUUACUGCACUGUAGACUUGACAACAACUGCAUGCACAUAGAAAUAAAUAAAUAAUAAAUACUGUUUACUUAGUAUAACUUACAAAUGUUUAAAUAAACUUAUCUACAA